Medicago truncatula (barrel medic) is the source of this 2243-nucleotide messenger RNA. RefSeq names its product isoflavone-7-O-methyltransferase 6. Bases 239 to 1327 code for a protein of 362 amino acids. Gene Ontology annotation, molecular function: O-methyltransferase activity; protein dimerization activity. Lineage: Eukaryota; Viridiplantae; Streptophyta; Magnoliopsida; Fabales; Fabaceae. The record is from RefSeq and is a predicted model, not a curated record. The transcript is spliced from 3 exons.
AUAUGUUGACAAAACUUUUUUGUAUUAUAUUACAUGUUUUUUUUUGGGUUCGUAGUAUAUUCCAUGUGCAAUUAUAGUAUAAUAAUAUCUUGUCGCUCUAGGUUGAUAAAAUUAGUACGUAGUGUAUUACAUCACAUUACAUGUUGCAAUUAUAGUAUAAAAAUAAGAGUAAUGUGUUGGUCUAUAAACUGAAUCAAAUUCUGAAAUACACCAAAACAAAAUUUUCAUUUGCAGGUGUAUGGCUUCUUCAAUAAAUAACCGUAAAGCAAGUGAAAUUUUCAAAGCACAAGCUCUAUUAUACAAAAACAUGUAUGCUUUCAUAGAUUCCAUGUCUCUUAAAUGGUCAGUUGAAAUGGACAUACCAACUAUUAUCUACAAUCAUGGCAAACCAAUUACUCUUUCAAACUUAGUUUCAAUUCUUCAAAUUCCAUCAACCAAAGUCGAUAACGUGCAGCGUCUCAUGCGUCUCCUUGCACACAAUGGAUUCUUUGAGAUAGUAACGAAUCAAGAAUUGGAAAAUGAAGAAGAAGCUUAUGCUCUCACAGUUACUUCAGAGCUUCUUGUUAAAGGGACUGAACUUUGUUUAGCUCCAAUGGUUGAGUGUGUUCUUGAUCCUAAAUUUAAUGUUUCAUUUCAUAAUUUCAAGAAGUGGAUUUAUGAGGAAGAUCUCACCCUCUUUGCUACCUCUUUAGGAUGUGAUUUAUGGGAGUUUCUUAACAAAAAUCCUGAAUAUAAUAGAUUGUUCAAUGAUGCUAUGGCUAGUGAUUCCAAAAUGAUUAAUUUGGCAUUGAAAGAUUGCAAUUUUGUGUUUGAGGGGUUGGAUUCAAUUGUGGAUGUUGGUGGUGGAAAUGGAACAACUGGUAAGAUUAUUUGUGAGACAUAUCCUAAGUUGAGAUGUGUUGUUUUUGAUCGUCCAAAGGUUGUAGAGAAUUUAUGUGGAAGUAACAAUUUGACAUAUGUCGGUGGGGACAUGUUCAUAUCUGUUCCUAAAGCUGAUGCAGUUCUGCUUAAGUGGAUUUUACAUGAUUGGACGGAUAGGGAUUGCAUAAAGAUAUUGAAGAAAUGUAAAGAAGCUGUUACAACUGAGGGGAAAAGAGGAAAAGUGAUUGUGAUAGACAUGGUAAUAAAUGAAAAGAAAGAAGAGAACGAACUUACUCAAAUAAAGCUCCUAAUGAAUGUAACAAUUUCAUGUCUAAAUGGAAAAGAGAGAAAUGAGGAAGAAUGGAAGAAACUCUUCAUGGAAGCAGGCUUUGAAAACUACAAAAUAUCUCCUUGUUUGUUGCUCUUCUCCGAUUCGUCAUCCCUUGGAUUUGCAUUAUUGGGUUGAUAUUACAGAAUCUGGAAUUGGUUCGUUUGGUGGGCUUCAUUGCAAGUCGUUUCGCGCAACUUCAGCUUUGUACCGUUAAUUUUCCGGGUUGUUGCUUCAUUGUUCCACUGUUAUGUGUUAACUGAUGUUCGAUGCUGUUUCUUUGAAAGUGUGUAUACAAUCUGUGGUUGGUGUUCCAGAUCUGUUGAGAUUUACAGGUUUUAAGGUUAAGGUCUACCUCCUUCGAGCAGGUGUCGCUUUAAUAUCCGUAUUUGUCCUCGUGAUUGAUUUUAAACUGUUUUGAUAUCCUCGUUCUUCUAUCUAUUUGAUGUUGGAUUGUUUGUCUGUACAGAUCGUUUGUGUGUUGUUGUUUUAGGGGGUUGUUGGUUCUUGCAUCCAUUCUGUGUUGACGGUCGGUCAAUUCUCUUGUCUAUAGACCUUUGAUUAGUACUCUUUUGAUGCAGGUUGUUUUCUGCAAGGUUUCACCACGUUUGGCUGCGUUUUCAAGGAUGGUCCAUAUAGUGUAUAUUUCUCAGCCUGCAAGAAGGAGGAAGUGAGUACUGAACCUGUUCUGGCUGAAGCUCUAGCUACCCGUUGGUGUCUUCAUUUAGCAAAGGAAAAAGGUCUUCAAGAUGUUAUAAUUCAAUCUGAUGCUCUUGCUGUUGUUAAGUGUUUUAGAGGUUCUAACUCUCUUGCUAGUAUUGAUUUGAUAGUCUUAGAUUGUAAGGCCCUUAUGAAAGAUUUUAGUAGUGUGUCUGCUAACUAUGUUUGUAGAAACUUAAAGCUCAUAGACUUGUUGGCCAUGCUAUGCAAGCUGGUUGCAAUUCCUGGGUAGGAUAUGCCUUUCCUACUGUUAGUUCUGCUAAUGUUUGUAAUGCUACUGUUUGUAACACUUCUGCCAUUUAAUGAAGUUGUUUGAAUUUCAAAAAAAAAAAAA